ACUACCAAGAUCCCCAAAUGCAAUUGAAUCUAUGAUCCCUCACAUCACCUAGCUAGCCUCCUCUUUAUCAAAUUCAACUAUAGCCAUAAACCCACUUACUACUUGACUAUCAUCAUUAUGAUCCAAACAAGAAAGUCUCAUUCUUUAUAUAUACUCUGCAUUCCUACUAACACUAAUCAUAAACUCACUCACCUAAAAUCUUUUAUGAACCCCUAAAUUAUUUAACCUUUUUUUCAUCAUUCUUCACAAUUUUAUUCAUAAUUUCCUGUAGUUCAACACACAAUGGACAAAGAUAUGACUGCUACUACUACUACACCUCCUUAUCUUAGUUUAUUUGCUGCAUUAUCGUAUGGAAUUGCAUCGAUGGCUAUGGUGUUCAUAAAUAAAGCAGUUGUUAUGGAGUAUGCAUAUUCUAUGACUCUUCUGACCUUGCAGCAAAUGGCAACUGCAUUACUUAUACACUUCGGGAGAGUAAUGGGAUGGACAAGAGCCAAAGCAUUAAAUGUUGAUACUGCAAAAAAACUUGUUCUUGUUUCCCUCUUUUAUAAUGGAAACGUGGCUUUUGCUUUAGCUAGCUUGAAAGGAGUUAAUAUUCCUAUGUACAUUGCUAUUAAACGGUUAACGCCCCUUGCUGUAUUAGUUGCUGGACUCUUUUAUAAGAAGGGAAAACACUCGAAACAGGUCAUUUUUUCUGUAUCACUCACUGCUGCCGGCGUAAUGAUUGCAGCACUGGGAGAUUUUUCCUUUGAUUUAUUUGGAUAUAUCAUGGCUCUCAUCUCUGUCUUCUUCCAGACAAUGUACCUCGUAUUGGUUGAACGGUCUGGUGCUGAAGAUGGGCUUUCAUCAAUUGAAAUCAUGUUUUACAACAGUCUUCUAUCCAUGCCUUUCCUUGUAUUUCUCAUAAUAGUUACCGGAGAAUUCCCAAGUUCACUCUCGUUAUUAUAUGCAAAGAGUUCUUCAGUGUACUUCUUUGUGAUGUUUAUUCUUUCACUGGUGAUGGGCAUAGUCUUGAACUACACCAUGUUUCUGUGUACCAUAGUCAAUUCUGCUCUUACUACAACUAUUGUUGGGGUCCUGAAGGGCGUUGGAUCCACUACCCUUGGGUUCUUCUUGUUGGGAGGAGUUAAGGUACACUUUCUGAAUGUGAGUGGAUUGGUGAUCAACACUCUUGGUGGUUUGUGGUAUUCGCUUGCUAAGUAUCAAGAGAAAAUCCGAAGAACGACAAUCCCAAGAUAACUAAAUGUGUCUUCCUAUAUCUAUUUCUUUGUAAGUUGAUAGCAAUUUCAUCUCGAUAGCUCCAAAAACAAGAGGUUUAAUUAAGCUAGUUACAAUCAUAUGUUGAAGGGUAGUAAAUGUGAAGCAUUUAUGCAUAAAUGCUUCUAGUUGAAACAAAGAGUUAAAAGUGAAAAACAAGAAGAGGGAACCCUUGUAUAUGUAGUUACUCAUUUUUCUUAUGCCACAAGAUGCAUAUACUACAUUCCAGCUUUGAAAUGUGAUGAACUUUUGUUGUUGUA
This is a messenger RNA of Erigeron canadensis, 1514 nucleotides long. Its product is annotated as UDP-galactose/UDP-glucose transporter 7. NCBI's taxonomy places the organism in Eukaryota, Viridiplantae, Streptophyta, Magnoliopsida, Asterales, Asteraceae. The record is from RefSeq and is a predicted model, not a curated record. Gene Ontology annotation, molecular function: antiporter activity; UDP-glucose transmembrane transporter activity; UDP-galactose transmembrane transporter activity. The transcript has 7 exons. The coding region runs from base 283 to 1236 and encodes 317 amino acids. Gene Ontology annotation, cellular component: Golgi apparatus.